GAGGGAUAGAAAGCGAGAGAGCGAAGGGAGGGAGGAGAGCGUUUAUGUCUAGUGACAGCCAACAGUAGCACCACAUACAGCCAGAAGAGCGAGCCCCUACAAGAUGCUGAGCGUCGCCCUGCUAUACGCGUGUGCAUUCGUCUUCGGACAAGUCUGCGCUAAAUCCGAUAACGGCAAUUUUUUGGAUGAUAAGUGGCUUGCGGGGAGAUGGGACAAAUUCCGAGAUGAGCCAGGAACAUGGACACCAAGCAAGCCCAUGGACCAAGGGCUGGACCCAGCCAAAGACCCCUGUCUGAAGAUCAAGUGUGGCCGACACAAGGUGUGUGUGGCCGAGGACUACAAGACCGCCACCUGCAUCAGCCAACGGAGGGUCAGCUUCAAGGACCCCAGCCUCUUCCAGAGUCCUGGCUCCAAAUGUGAGCCCUGCCCAGUGGUCCACCCCUCUCCUGUGUGUGGGACGGACGGACACACCUACUCUACCAAGUGUAAGCUGGACUACCAGGCCUGUAUGAGUGGUAAGAAGAUCUCUGAGAAGUGUGCUGGCAUGUGUCCCUGCACCACACUGCCAGAGCACAGCAGCGCAGAGAAGAAAGUGUGCAGUGAGUCUGAUCUCAAGGAGGUGGUGAGCCGGCUGAGGGAGUGGUUCAGAGUGCUUCAUGACAACGGCAGCCACAAGAGAACCAAGGCCCAGAAACCAGACCAGAGCAAGUUUGGCUUGGGGGCGUUGCCCAUCUGCAAAGACCCCCUAGGCUGGAUGUUCUCCCGGCUGGACACCAACUUUGACCUCCAGUUGGACCAGUCGGAGACCAGGAGCCUGUACCUGGACCGCAACGAGCCGUGCUCCGAGGCGCUCUUCAGGUCCUGCGACGUCCGCCGUGACCAGCUCCUCAGCAGCUCUGAGUGGUGCACCUGCUUCCAGAGACACACGGACUCCCCCUGUAAGGUAGAGCUGUCAAAUGUCAACAAGAAGCAAGCUGGGAAAAAACUACUUGGUCAGUACCUGCCUGCCUGUGAUGAGGAGGGGUACUACCGGACCCACCAGUGCCACGGCAGCAGCGGGCAGUGUUGGUGUGUGGAUCGCUAUGGCAACGAGGCCUCUGGCUCACGCACACACGGCCCAGCGGACUGCGGCGUGGUCUUGGAGUCUUCCGGGGACCCUGGCAGCGGAGAUUCUCUGUUCUCGGACGAAGACAAGGACUCCUUCGGUCGGAACGCCAAGGCCGGGAUGGACGACGACGAGGACGACGAAGACGAGGAUGACGACGACGGCACCGACGAAUACCUGUCGUAAAGGGUUCCCCUUCUUCAGAAAAAUAAAAGAGAAGCUAAGAGAGAGAAUGGGUUCUCUUGGUCAAACUGCACGUUUUUAGGUGACUUUUCCCCGGGGGCAGAUACUUAUUCGUAUUAACAGCCUAUGGACUCUUCUCAGUGUUUUGUUUGUUCAUAAGUCCACAAUACCGAUAUCCCUGGUCAACCUUCUAGGCUUUCUCUUUUCCGACUCCUCGUUCGCGCGUCAUUGGCUAACGACACCGCGUUCAUCCGCGUGCCGGCCAGUGAACGGCGCCGGUGAAACCAGGACUUGUACAGCAUCGACAGCCAAUACAACUCCUUUGGAUACGGUCACUUGUGCAAAGACCCUUCCCUCCCAUUGGACACCCUGGGUCCUCUUCUUUGUAUGACCUGGGUUAUGCCUGCUGAAGCCCAAGGCUCAGUGUUGAGGAAGUGUAACCUCUCCUCCUCCCCCUUCCUUCUCUCUCCCCUCUCCUCUUCUUCGUCUCCUCCCUCUCUCCCGCGCUCUUUUUGUAUGGUGUGAUGUGGAUAAUGCAGAUAGCAGAAACAUUGCACACGCUAGGUUGAUAUCAUUAGUGGGCGAGCUCCACCCGUACAGAGACAGUAGGACUUAGGAAUCACACAGCCGCUUUAGGGGAACCGAAACACAAGUAGACACGGAAUGAAUAGAAAAAAACGAUUCUGGUGACACGAAAUGACUCGCCGUUUUUAUGGAAGAACAAAUAUAUGCUUAUUUCAAAGAACCUUGCUACAGAAAAAAGCCCAAAUAAUGGGAGGAGGAAAAUGCUGUGAUGUAGCAAAACUGUCCACUGCAUUUCAAAUGCGGAGAUCUAAGAGAUUUGAGUGCAGCGUAUUAUAAAAGUAAGGGCUCCGUUUCUAGAAGGACGUCUGGAGAAAUAGAUAACUAAACACAAGAAGAUGAACAGGGGGUUCUUACAUUUUAUUGGGUGUAACUAUAAACCGAAAGUUGCAAAGGCCUUCGGCAACCACCCCUUCACACUGCGGAGAGCUGUGCCUGGAGGCGCAUGCCCACCAGGGGAUCCACACACGACGUAGCUGGGGGGGGGGGGGGGGGUUAGACUGCUGUUAUUUGUUCUACGUAAAACGACAUACAAGUAGCAUACUUAGCGUUCCAGCGAAAGCUUGAUUAUUAAAUGACUUUUCAUAGUGCUCAUUAUACUCGAGAAACUCUUAUACACGCACACGCACACAACUCUACACAGAUAAACACACACAAACUAUCACACACACACCUAUGCACACUCACACAUACACACACCUAUACACAUGCAUACAAAGACACACACCAAUACAUCAACAAUCACACACACACACAUAUACACACCCACACAGACACACAAACACAUAUAAAGCAAAAGACCUACACACACAAACAAACACACACACACAAACAAGCAUAUAUGCACUGAAGACCUGUUAAGGGGGGUGAUUGGCAGGGCAGGUGGGGUGAGGUGUGCCUUUUUUGGUGGUGGUGGUGGUGGUGGUGGUGGUGUAAGUGAAGGUGGAGGAAAAGUGUGCAUGCUAUGAAUACACCUGGUUUUAAAUACCUUCACUGUGUCAGCCACCAGUCUGUUGGAUAUGCAGACAGCUCAGUCUUUGGGUUUUACUCUGUGUUUUGCUUCUUCCCUUAACGGUAGUGAUGCAUACCUCAUAGCCUUUCCUUUGCUUUGUUUCAUAGACUAGCCUAUCAAUGUACGAGAUCUCUGUGUACAAACACGUGCUUCGAUGCGGAGGAUGUUUUAUAUAUUAGUACGAUAACCAAACGAAAGGGGAUUUUUUGCGUGCAGGCAGCAGCUUUAGGUUUGAAGGAUGUCUUUGAUUCUUCUUUUUUUAAAACGCUUCAAUAAGAAAACGUGUUGAUAAACGUUUCAUCCUGCCAAGUCUAGCCACAUAACUGAUUUCAGGCUAACUGUAGAUUUGCUCGUGCUAUUGAUUGUCCGUGACUGUCCAGUUUAUACAGAUGAUUAAAAAUAAAUAAGAGGGAUAUUCAUGAGGCUCAACGGUCAAUAAUCGAAUAUCUCGUUGAGAUUCCAUGUUUAGGGUCUGAAAGGUGCCAUCUCUGUUGGACAAGAAUUUUAGCUCUUAGCUUGUCGUUUCAUUAAGUCUGUUCCUCUGGCGUUCCAGAGAAACCUCCUUCCUAACGUCUGUGGUCUUCUGGGUGGUGGUGACAUAUGAGCAGUGCUUAGAUGACCCAUGACACGGUAGUCACUCUCAACCAAUCACAUGCUGACAUGACAGAACACUUGUAUGGCAUUGUUUAAAGAGUUAAGACAUUUUUACUGUGUAUGUAUGAUUUGCUGAAAUAAAUAUUAUAUUGACCAUGGGGUGCUCGCUUUGUGGAGUUAUACAUCUUGGAGACUCAGACACUGUUAAAAUACACACGUUUUGUCUGCAACUUUCGUCUUCGGUAUGUGUUAACUUCUUGACAUCUGCCUUCUAAAUAAGGGUGCACAACUACUUCCACGUCGACAAUAAAGGGUUUAAGCUGCACUAUGUGUAUAACUUUUUCGCUGCCACCAUCACUUUUGUUCAAGGGUUGUUUUCAUCAACUCCGAAAACCAAAUAGAUUUAGAGAAGAAAGAGCUCCUGGGUUGAUUGAUUUGUGCUGGAUUGUUUUCUCAUUCUACUGAUACUUUAUACUUUAAAUUCCUUUGAACCGCCGGAACAAAGUUUGGGGGUGGAAAAGUUAUUGGUGCAAUGAAAGAAAAGUUCUACUGUGCAGUUUUAAAUAAAUUGCAACAUAAAUGAAUUAGAACGAAUCGAAAAAGUUUAGCCUGAGUAAAAUAUAAAAAAGGAAAUAGGGAAUAUCUAUCUCUGAAAUAAAAAGGCAGAGUUUGUGAUUUUGCAUUAUGCAGUGAAGUCACAGCCUUUCCUUGAGGUUUACUUAUCUUCCUCUGACUCUAUUUAUAUACAUUAUUUUCUCAAUCCUGUUAUCUCCUGCCAUAAGAACAUAAUUGCCCUGAGGGGACUAUUUGACCAUAAUCUUAUCUCAUUCGAUCUAGACUCCUUUUGUACUCUUUGUAGCAAAACAACACUAAAUAAAUACACCAAAAGUCUAGAUAAAAGGAUUUCACGGCCUGCGUGUUAAAGCAGAUGCUGGAGAGAAUGAAAGCAGGCAGCCGUGCCAAAUUUCUCUGCAUUUCUUAUUGAUAUGCAAUGGAUUCUGGGUAAUGGCCAUUAUUGCAUUAUGUAGGAGUGGUGGUGAAUAUUUUAUAAGUCGGUGUGUGAACAGUCACACUUUAGAGAUGGUUCAUGUACACGCACACACAAAAGCAGAAUAAAGUUA
Gadus chalcogrammus (walleye pollock) is the source of this 4597-nucleotide messenger RNA. RefSeq names its product SPARC (osteonectin), cwcv and kazal like domains proteoglycan 3 (gene spock3). The coding region runs from base 104 to 1291 and encodes 395 amino acids. The transcript has 11 exons. Gene Ontology annotation, molecular function: calcium ion binding; protein binding. Lineage: Eukaryota; Metazoa; Chordata; Actinopteri; Gadiformes; Gadidae. The record is from RefSeq and is a predicted model, not a curated record.